GCAGGUGCUUAGGUGCAGCCAGUGCAGUGAGAGGAGGGGACAGCAAGUCAGGCUGGCAAUGAAGGGACAUCUCUCCACUUUGGUGCUGUGGCUUCUUCUUCUCGCAGUUCAGGAUGUAGCAGGUGUGAAUGAUCUGAGACUGGCGGAUGGAGGCAGCCCCUGUGCUGGGAGAGUGGAGGUUAAACACCAGGAUCAGUGGGGGACGGUGUGUAGUGAUGACUGGGACAUGGCAGAUGCUGGAGUUGUUUGUAAGCAGUUGGGAUGUGGAUCUGCUAUCAGUGCCCAUGACAAAGCUCAUUUUGGAGCAGGAUCUGGACCAAUUUGGCUGGAUGAAGUUGCCUGUGAUGGUACCGAGUCUGUUCUCUGGCACUGCAGGAACGAGGGAUGGGGUCAGAGUAACUGCAAUCAUGGACAGGAUGCUGGAGUGACCUGUUCAGGACACAUUAAGCCCCGGCUGGUUGGAGGAGACAGUGCCUGCUCAGGUCGUGUGGAGAUAAUACAUGGAAACACAUGGACCACAAUCUGUGAUGCACACUUCGAUCUCAAAGUUGCCAGCGUUAUCUGUAGUGAACUUGAGUGUGGAAUAGCUGUAUCUGUCCCAGGAGGAGGUCACUUUGGAGAAGGACAAGGCGAGAUCUUGACUGAAGAAUUCCAGUGUGUGGGGAAUGAGUCUCUCCUGUUCUCCUGUUCCAGGAUAUCACAAGUGAAUCAGACGUGCUCACACAUAAAUGAUGCUGGUGUCAUAUGCUCACAGUACACAGGGUUCCGGCUGGUGAACGGCAGCACAGCAUGCUCAGGGAGGGUGGAGAUCCAGGUUCUUGGUGCCUGGGGAACCCUCUGUGACUCACACUGGGAUUUACCAGAUGCCAACGUUCUCUGCCAUCAGCUCGACUGCGGAUUCGCUGUAUCAGCUUCAGGAGAAGAAUAUUUUGGGAAAGGAACUGGCUUUGUCUGGACAGACACAUUUCACUGUAAAGGGACUGAAACCCAUUUGGGCCAUUGCUAUGUUACUACUCUGGGGGCCUCUCGGUGCUCACAUGACAAUGAUGCCAGUGUGGUUUGUUCAGGUCAUUCUGAAUCACUCAGACUGCUGAAUGGAGAGAGUCGGUGCGACGGGAGAGUUGAGAUUUCCCUCCAUGGUGUGUGGGGCAGAGUGCUGGAUGACCGAUGGGACAUGAACGAUGCCAGUGUGGUUUGCAGGCAGCUCCAGUGCGGAGUCGCUGAGAAAGCUUAUAAUCCCCCUAAGUUUGAGCAACAAACAGGUCCCGUGGGGCUGAGAAAUGUCCAGUGUGCAGGAAGUGAGACUCAUCUGACUCUCUGUGACAACUCCACAUCUGAGACAACCCAGGCAGGAAUUGCUGAGGACGUCGGUGUCAUUUGUUCAGGGAGCAGACAGAUCAGACUGGUGAAUGGGACAGGUCGCUGUGCCGGGAGAGUGGAGAUUUAUUACCAUGGCAGCUGGGGGACAGUCUGUGAUGAUUCCUGGGAUCUAUCAGACUCCAAUGUCAUUUGCAAACAACUGGGAUGUGGACAUGCCAUCAAUGCAACUGUCUCUGCUCAUUAUGGGCAAGGAUCCGGGCAGAUCUGGCUGGAUGAUGUGAACUGCUCUGGGAAUGAGUCCGAUCUCUGGGUGUGUCCUUCCAGGGGCUGGGGCCAGCACAACUGCAGACACAAAGAGGAUGCCGGAGUUCUCUGCUCAGAAUUCACAGAUCUGAGGCUGGUGAGCAACAGUGACUGUGCUGGGCGGUUGGAGGUUUUCUACAAUGGGACGUGGGGCAGUGUUUGCUCCAAUCAGAUGUCUGGAGUCACCCCAGCAAUUGUCUGCAAACAGCUGAACUGUGGGGAUGGAGGGCAGAUUGCAAGAGACUUUGAAUAUGGAGCGGGUUCUGGUCCCAUGUGGCUGGACCACGUUGCAUGCAGUGAGCAGCACAGCUCCCUCUGGCAGUGCCCGUCAGAGCCCUGGGAUCCAACGUCAUGUGAUAAUCGAGCAGAAGAGACCCAUAUUUCUUGCACUGAUCUGACAGAGAGGACAGAUUCUCCAAAUACUCCAGCUCCCCCACGACGCCCUCCGACUGACAGUGGGAGAGUCACGGUGCCCGUGGUCAUCUGCAUAAUCCUGGGGGCCCUGCUCUGCCUGGUCUUAAUCAUCCUGGGGGCUCAGGUACAAAGUGCCAAGGCACAGCACAGAGGCUUCAGAAGACCCUUGGAUCCCUUCUCUGAGGUCGUGUAUGAGGAGAUUGAUUAUAACAUGAUGAGAGAGAAGCAGGAGAUGUUCAGUCGCUCAGUCUCCUAUUCAGAUGACUCAGUGACGAAGCUGCAGUAUUACACUGGGGACAGUGAGGAGGAAAACAAUCCUGGAUCAGAAGAAGAGGGAGCUUCCCCAGGAGUGUCUCAGCUAGAUUACGAUAAUGUGGAGGAACCUGCCUUGAAUGACGUCCCCCAGACUCCAGAUGGCCGAGAUGCCCCUGCCCUGCCUGGAGAUGUCACAGGAGAUGGUUAUGAUGAUGCCAGAGAAGUGUCUGACUCUGAAAGUGACCCUGGUUUGGGGCAGAAUAAUGAGAAAGGCACUGGGGCGAAUGACAAGGAUUCACAGACAGGUUGGAGUCAGCACCAGCUAAGGAGUGAAGUUGUCUCUGGGAUGGAGAAGGAAACCCAGUCCCUGCCUCCUGGAGACACAGGUUAUGAUGAUGUGGGACAUGGUGACUCUGGGACAUCAAUAUCAUAACAAUUUGAUUGGACAAAAUAACCCCGUGAUGAUGUAAACACUUUGCCUCUUUCUCUCAGAAAUGAUGCCCAGAGAAAGUCCCUUCCUGGCUGACAGAGAACGCAGGUGUUUUUUAUAGGAUUUGUGUGAAGUUUCAGGAAAUACAGGAGUGAAUAGGGAAAAAACUUUCUUUGUAUAAGUUUCCAUUGUUUGGAGGGGAUGGAAGUGUCCUGCUUGUUUAUGCCUAUAAUUUCUUCAGCUUGACUGUGUGCCUUUUUCAUAUUAAAUCCUUCCUGAAAGUCUUAACCUUAGUGAAAGUUUUUCUUUCCAGAUUAAUUGUGCAGUUUCCAGGGCUCACCACAGGGAGAGGCUGAGAUUAAACAAACCAAGAGACAAGGG
Gopherus evgoodei (Goodes thornscrub tortoise) is the source of this 3103-nucleotide messenger RNA. RefSeq names its product scavenger receptor cysteine-rich type 1 protein M130-like. Gene Ontology annotation, cellular component: membrane. The transcript is spliced from 14 exons. NCBI's taxonomy places the organism in Eukaryota, Metazoa, Chordata, Testudines, Testudinidae. The record is from RefSeq and is a predicted model, not a curated record. The coding region runs from base 59 to 2725 and encodes 888 amino acids.